Messenger RNA from Lacerta agilis (Sand lizard), 3105 nucleotides. It is a transcript of the gene STAT1, whose product is annotated as signal transducer and activator of transcription 1. Bases 98 to 2332 code for a protein of 744 amino acids. The record is from RefSeq and is a predicted model, not a curated record. Gene Ontology annotation, molecular function: DNA-binding transcription factor activity, RNA polymerase II-specific; RNA polymerase II cis-regulatory region sequence-specific DNA binding. Gene Ontology annotation, biological process: regulation of cell population proliferation; cell surface receptor signaling pathway via JAK-STAT; type I interferon-mediated signaling pathway. Lineage: Eukaryota; Metazoa; Chordata; Lepidosauria; Squamata; Lacertidae. The transcript has 24 exons.
AUUUCCUAGUCCGACUUACUUUCGUUUUAGACAGAGUCGGGGAGCAUUUGAGGGGGGUAUUUGGCGCGCGCUCCGGGGCAUCUGCAGACCAGCCAGGAUGAGUCAGUGGUAUAAACUGCAGCAGUUGGAUUCAAAAUUCCUGGAGCAGGUACACCAGCUCUACGAUGACAGUUUCCCCAUGGAGAUACGACAGUAUCUAGCGCAGUGGCUGGAAGCCCAUGACUGGGACCAUGCUGCUAGCGAUGUUGCGCAGGCAACUCUGCUGUUCCAUAACCUGCUGUCUCAGCUUGAUGACCAAUACAGCCGCUUCACACAGGAAAACAACUUUUUGCUUCAGCACAACAUUAGGAAGAGCAAACGUAACCUACAGAACACUUUUGAGGAAGACCCCAUGUUCAUGGCCAUGAUGAUCUCCAAGUGUCUGCACGAAGAACAGAAAAUCCUCCAGUUGGCUGAGACAGUAGAUAAGAUGCAGGUGGGGACUGUGCAGAACGCAGUAGUGCUGGGCAGAGUGAAGGAACUGGAUGCGAAAGUCAAAAGCGUGAAGGAUAGUGUCACUGGAAUCGAACAGAUCAUCAAAAAUCUGGAGGAUGCGCAAGACGAAUACGACUUCAAAUUCAAAACCUUGCAGGUCAGAGAAAACGAGCCCUGUGGCAUGACCCAGGAAGACUUCCUAAAGGAAAAAAUGCAGCUUCACACAAUGUAUUUGCAGCUGGACCUCAUGAGACAGGAUGUGCUACAGAGAAUAACCCUUGCGCUGCAUGUGUCCGAACACACCCAGAACGCCUUGAUUCGAGAGGAGCUGGUGGAAUGGAAGCAGCGGCAGCAAAUGGCUUGCAUCGGAGGGCCGCCCAACGCGUGCUUGGACCAGCUUCAGAACUGGUUUACUACAGUAGCAGAGAGUCUUCAGCAAAUACGCCAGCAGCUUAAAAAGCUGGAGGAGUUGGAGCAGAAGUUUACCUACGACACAGACCCCAUCCCACAGCAGAAAACAGGGCUAUACGAACGGACAUUAAGCCUCUACAAGCAACUCAUUCAGAGUUCCUUCGUGGUAGAAAGACAGCCUUGCAUGCCGACACACUCUCAGAGACCGUUGGUCGUGAAGACUGGAGUGCAAUUUACAGUAAAACUCAGAUUACUGGUGAAACUACAGGAACUGAAUUACAAGUUGAAGGUGCAAGUUGUGUUUGAUAAAGACGUCAACGAGAAAGUUGCCGUUAAAGGAUUUAGAAAAUUUAACAUCUUGGGGACGAAUUCCAAAGUGAUGAACAUGGAAGAGUCGAAUGGAAGCCUGUCAGCAGAAUUUAGACAUCUGCAAUUAAAGGAGCAAAAGAAUCCUGGAAGAACCAACGAGGGGCCUCUCAUUGUAACAGAAGAACUCCAUUCUCUCUCUUUUGAGACAACGCUGGAACAGUGGGGCCUCAUAAUUGAUCUAGAGACCACCUCCCUUCCUAUUGUUGUGAUCUCCAACGUCAGUCAGCUGCCAAGCGGAUGGGCUUCCAUCUUGUGGUACAACAUGCUGACAAAUGAGCCCAAGAAUUUGUCCUUCUUUCUGAACGCCCCGUGUGCAAGAUGGUCGCAGCUUUCCGAAGUGUUGAGUUGGCAGUUUUCUUCCGUCACAAAGCGGGGGCUCAAUGCAGAGCAACUGAGCAUGAUAGGAGAAAAGUUAAUUCCGAACGGAUGCACUGCGGACAGCACUAUUAGUUGGGUGAGGUUCUGUAAGGAAAACAUAAAUGACAAAAACAUUCCUUUCUGGUUGUGGAUUGAAGGCAUCCUUGACCUCAUUAAGAAACAUCUUCUCUCCCUCUGGAACGAUGGAAGCAUCAUAGGCUUCAUAAGCAAAGAACGAGAACGUUGCUUGCUCAAGAAUAAGCCCACUGGUACCUUCCUCCUGAGAUUCAGUGAAAGUAGUCGAGAAGGAGCCAUCACUUUUACCUGGGCAGAAGGACCACAAAAUGAUAAUUUAUGUCACUCUGUGGAACCCUACACAAAGAAGGAACUCUCUGCUGUUAGCCUGCCCGAUAUUAUUCGCAGCUACAAGGUGAUGGCGGCUGAGAAUAUUCCGGAAAACCCCCUGAAAUUUCUUUAUCCAGAUAUUCCCAAAGACAAUGCCUUUGGAAAAUACUACUCCAGGCCCAAAGAGCCCGCGGAACCCAUGGAUGUGGACGGCGCAGGAAAAGGAUACAUCAAAACUGAAUUAAUCUCUGUGUCUGAAGUCCACCCCUCCAGACUGCAGAGCACGGAUAACCUCUUGCCAAUGUCCCCGGAAGAUUUUGACGAGGUCAAACGAGUGAUAGGCUCUGCAGACAUGAUGCUAUGUUCAGAUUAUUGAACGUUAAGGGCUGGCUGGCUAGGCCUGCAUCCAGACGUGGCCGCUCUGAGUUGAGGACCUAUUAAGGCUGUAAAAUGCAUACUAUGCAGUGUCUAAUGUAUCGCUGCUGUCCUGCUUUGUUUGCCGAAAGCACAGCUUUAAAAAGUUAAAUGGGUUUGUUCUUUUGUCACUGAAGGCUAGUGAUCCAGUACGUAACUUAUUUUCCAGCAACUUGUUUGUGUGUGUGUCAGCCGGUGUGUGCUUAUGGCGAUUUGAUUUUAUUAGUUUUGCAUACAUUCCUAGCUUGUUCCCUGUAAAAUGGAAUGUUCUUUUAAAAACAAAGCACCAAGAGCGUUCAAAUUGGAAGCCUCGGUUUCCUGCUGAAAUCAAAUCUGGUUUUGUUGCUGUGUCAAAGAGAGGCAAAAUGCAUACAGAUCAGGACUCCUUGGUGGGGUACUGUUAAGAGUCCUGACUAGCUCUGGAGACCUGGUAAUGUCUCCUUCAAAGUACACCCCCUGUUCCCUGGGGUGUAGCUUGAUGCAAGCGUUGUACCCCAAGCACACAGCACUUGGGCCUAUUCUAACACUUACGAUUCCACUUUUUAGCCUACAGGAAAGCUAAGUGAAAGUGUGUUGCUGGAGGUGGGAACAAGAUCAUUCACCACCAAAGUGCAGAGCACUGGUGUGGAAAUAGGCAAGGAGUCCCCCAGGAACUUUUAAGAGAUCCUGAGGGAUAUCUCAGUUGGUAGAGCAUGAGACUCUUACUACCAGGGUCAUGGGUUCAAGCCCCACGUU